UGAACUUGUGCAGGGCUGCUUCGCUCCUCUCACCAGUCAGUUCUCAGUCAAGUCACUCAGUGCGUCAGUCGGGCAGUCUGCAAACGCGCACCACCGCAUGGCUUGUGUUUGCGCCGACUUUCCUCACUAACAAGUGGAAUCUUGUCUCUCCCGACGAGGACGGACGAAACACCGGACACUGCGAGGGAAGAGGAUCCAGUGCUCGGCUUGAAUCGUGACGUCUUUAUUGGCGUGUCGUGCAUGUUUAAAUCGGAGCGCCGUGGUGCCGAGUGUCGGCCAGACGAGUAGUUCGAGCAGCGGCCACCUCAGUCCGCAGGCAUGACUUGGAAACGGGUCGCCGUCUUUGCUGCCUUCUUACUCCCUUUUAUCCUAAAGGUGUCAGAUGGAUCGGGACAGUUCGAGUUGCAAAUCUUGUCCACGCACAACCUAAACGGAGAGUUACUAAGCGGAGCGUGUUGCCACGGCACACGGAACACGGCGGACACCAAGUGCACACGGGGAGAGUGCAGUACCUUUUUUAAAGUUUGCCUCAAGGAAUAUCAGUCAAGGGUUUCAGCGGCGGGGCCGUGCAGUUUCGGAAUGGGAUCUACGCCUGUCCUCGGAGGGAAUACCUUUUCUUUUAGAAGCUCGGUCAGGAAUGACAAGGCCAGGAUAGUUUUGCCCUUCAGCUUCGCCUGGCCGAGAUCCUACACUUUGAUAGUAGAAGCUUUGGACUUCAACAAUGAAACCAAUGGUGCAGAUGGGAAGGCGAUAGCGAAAUCUUCGCACUCGGGCAUGAUCAACCCCAGCCCGCACUGGCAGAAGCUGACUCACAACGGCCCCAUUGCUCAGUUUGAGUACCAGAUCCGGGUCAGCUGCGAUGAGCACUACUAUGGCUUCGGCUGCAACAAGUUCUGUCGGCCCAGGGAUGAGUUCUUUGGGCAUUACACGUGCGACUACAACGGGAACAAGACUUGUCUGGAAGGCUGGUCGGGACCAGAGUGCAACACGGCAAUAUGCCGACAAGGCUGCAGCACCGAACACGGAUCGUGUCAGGAGCCAGGCGGAUGCACGUGCUUGUAUGGUUGGCAAGGCCAAUACUGCGACAAGUGUAUCCCCCACCCCGGCUGUGUACAUGGCACCUGUGGGGAGCCCUGGCAGUGCCUCUGUGACACCAACUGGGGCGGACAUCUUUGCGACAAAGAUCUGAAUUACUGUGGCACUCACCAGCCGUGCAUGAACGGAGGGACUUGCAUCAACACGGGACCGGACAAGUACCAGUGUUCGUGUGUUGAGGGCUACUCUGGAGCCAACUGUGAGAGAGCGGAACAUGCCUGUUUGUCCAACCCAUGCUCUAAUGGCGGGAGCUGCUCAGAAACCAGUCAUGGUUAUGAAUGUCAUUGUGUGCCAGGAUGGAGCGGCCCUUCCUGCACUCUCGACAUUGACGACUGCUCUCCAAACCCUUGUAAUCACGGAGGGACCUGCCAAGAUCUAGUCAACAGCUACAAGUGUGUUUGUCCCUCGCAGUGGACUGGGAAGACAUGUUUGAUAGAUGCCAAUGAAUGUGACGCCAAGCCCUGCUUGAAUGCCAACUCAUGCCGCAACCUGAUUGGUGGAUACUUCUGCGAAUGCAUCCCUGGUUGGACGGGGCAGAACUGCGACUUCAAUAUUAACGACUGCAAGGACCAGUGCCAAAACGGGGGAAUCUGCAAGGACUUGGUGAAUGGCUAUCGCUGUGCGUGUCCCCCUGGCUUCGCCGGCGAGCACUGCGAGAGGGACAUCGACGAGUGCUUGAGUUCGCCGUGUCUGAAUGGCGGGCGCUGUCAGGAUGAAGUUAACGGCUUCCAGUGUCUUUGUCUGGCCAGAUUUUCGGGGAAUCUAUGCCAGCUGGAUAUCGAUUAUUGCUCGCCCAACCCGUGUCAGAACGGAGCACCCUGCUUCAACCUGGCCACAGACUACUACUGCGCCUGCCCCGAAGACUAUGAGGGCAAGAACUGCUCUCACCUCAAAGACCACUGUCGCACCACCACGUGUAAAGUGAUAGACAGUUGCACCGUGGCGGUGGCAUCCAACAGUACACCGGGAGGAGAGCGCUAUAUUUCAUCCAAUGUGUGCGGACCUCAUGGCCGGUGCCGGAGCCAAGCUGGUGGUCAGUUCAGCUGCGAAUGUCAAGAAGGCUUCAGAGGAACUUACUGCCACGAGAACAUUAAUGACUGCGAGAGCAGCCCAUGCCGCAAUGGUGGCACCUGCAUUGACAAAGUUAGCGUGUACCAGUGUAUCUGCGCUGAUGGCUGGGAGGGCGACCACUGUGAGAUCAACAUUGACGACUGCAGCACCAACCCCUGUCAUAAUGGCGGGACGUGUCGGGACCUGGUGACUGAUUUCUUUUGCGAGUGCAAGAAUGGCUGGAAGGGGAAAACGUGCCACUCCCGCGAAAGCCAGUGCGAUGAAGCCACUUGCAACAACGGAGGCACCUGCCACGAUGAAGGCGACACGUUCCAGUGCAAGUGCUUACCGGGGUGGGAGGGAACAACAUGCAACAUAGCUAAGAACUCAAGUUGUCUUCCAAACCCUUGUGAGAAUGGUGGCACCUGCGUAGUGACUGGGGAGUCUUUCUCCUGUGUCUGCAAAGAGGGCUGGGAGGGUCCCACGUGCAACCAAAACACCAACGACUGCAGUCCCCACCCAUGCUACAACAGUGGAACCUGCGUUGACGGAGACAACUGGUACCGCUGCGAGUGCGCCCCAGGCUUCGCCGGUCCAGACUGUCGAAUCAAUAUCAAUGAGUGCCAGUCCUCUCCAUGCUCCUUCGGCUCAACCUGUAUUGAUGAAAUUAAUGGCUACCGAUGUGUGUGCCCGCCAGACAGGAGUGGGACGCACUGUCAAGAAGUGACAAGAAAAGCCUGCUCAGUUAACGGACACGUGAUCUCAGAUGGGCUCAAAUGGGAUGAAGACUGCAACACUUGCCACUGUUCCAACGGGAAAGUCGUAUGCACAAAGAUGUGGUGCGGUCCAAUGACUUGUCAUCUUGGCGCCUCAGUUCAAGGCGGGUGUCCUUCAGGCCAGAGCUGCCUCCCCAUCAGGGAGGGCCACUGUUUCGUCAAGCCCUGCCUCGGAUUCGGGGAGUGCUGGCGUUCCAGCCCGGUCCCGCCAACGCCCAAAUGUCACCCCAAUUCCGGUUACCAGGACAAUAGCUGCGCCAACAUCACCUUCACCUUUAACAAGGACAUCUUGACAAGGGGGGGGCAGAGCUUGACAGUGGAGAAUGUGUGUAACCAGCUGAGGCGCUUGUACGUGGUCAAGAAUUUCUCCUUGGAGCAUUCCGUGUCCAUAACCUGUGACCCGUCAUUCUCGGCCAGCAACGAGAUCCACGUUUGCAUCUCAACAGAGGAGCAGCGUUUGGACGGGAGCCCCAUAAAAGAGAUUACAGAGCGAAUAAUCAACCUGGUUAGCAAACGCAACGGGAACAACACCAUCAUCGCUUCCAUCGUGGAAGUGCGCGUGCCAAGCGCCAGCAAAACUGACUACUUGGUGCCCCUCCUCAGCUCCGUCUUCAUCGUCCUCUGGGUCCUUGUGCUCAUUUUGCUCUUACUGUGGUGCAUGCGUCGACGGCGGAAACAGAGCAACUCCGGUGGCGGCGGCGGCGGAGGCGGCGCAGCGGCCUCCAGCUCGGAGGACAACACCACCAACAAUGUGCGCGAGCAGCUGAACCAGAUCAAGAACCCCAUCGAGAAACACGUGGGCCUCUCGGUGGCCAUCAAAGACUACGAAAACAAGAACUCCAUCAUUGCCAAUAUUAGGACAAAUCACCCCGAGGGGGACGAGGACGACAAGGAGAGGCACCUCCAGAAAAGCCGCUUUGCCAAACAGCCAGCGUACACGCUAGUGGAGCGGGAUGAGAAGAUCUCCAGCCCUAACUCCACAUCCAAACACCCAAAUUGGACUAAUAAACAGGACAACAGAGACUUGGAGACGGCAAACAGCAUAAACAGAAUGGACUACAUAGUAUAGCGGACAGCUGUGUUGCUGUGCAACCGAGCCUUAAACGUCUUCGCACCCCGGUGGUGGGUGAACGAGGGGAGCUUUGGCAUGCCUGGUUGGUAAACCAUUAUGUCAGUGGUGACCCCGCAGUAUUUUCCCAUUUUGCCCGUGUUAAUUUAAAUUUUGACAAGCUGGCUUACACUGGCAGUGACGGUUGCUUUGGUUGGCUGGAAACACAAAGCACUGGUAUACAUUUCACUGUAGAAUGUUAAGUUUACUCCACUACAUUUAAGUCCCACCCCCAGCCUGCCCCUCCUCCAUUUCUUUUACUUUUAUGUAUUUAGUGGACACAUGGAAUGGGCUCCUGUUGUAAUAGUUGUACAAUGACUAAAACAACCCUGUUGUAUUCAGCACUAGAGCUAAUCAUUUUAGUGUUCUUUGAAUUUUUUUUUUUUUUUUUUUGUACCGUUUUGGAGAAAGUGCCUUUUUCAGCUUUAGAUUUUGCCACUGUCAAAUGAGAAAAAAAAAAAAGAAAAGAAAAAAUGAUCAACUUUAUUAUUUAUUUUUAUUUGGGGGGGAGAGCGAGAGGAGGAUGGGGUGGGUUUAAUGUCAGCAAUUGCUGCCAAUAUGAAGAAUUUAUGAUGAUUUAGAACAUGUAGAUAUGUACAUUUUUUUUAUUAAUCAUUGUGUAUAUGUGAUUUAUUAAUUUAAUAAUCAAGAGCCUUAAGAUAUCAUUCCUUUUUAUUUAUAUGUUCUGUCUAGUUUGAAGGUUUUGAUAGCUGUGGAAGCUUACCAUUUCUUUCAAUGACCGUUUUCUUCCAAUGCGUUCUAUAAAGCCAAAUGUCAGAAACUACAGGCACUUUUGGCCUAAGACUUAUUUUUUACACAUUUGACAUUUUGUUCAUUUGUUGCCAGGACAUUGACUGAAGGCAAGGGCAGAUAAAUAAAGGCUGCUUGCUGUGAGGGAUGGACAUGGUGGCAGACAUAUUGCUUGCCAUCAGACAGUAAGGGAACAAAAAUGUCCGAACGCAGCCUCAAACGUUUCACUCUCACAUUUCAAAGGCUGUCGAGAUCCGGCAACAUGACAAGGCAGGUCACAUGACUACGUCAAGCAAGGAUUCCCAUCCGCAUUAGUCAGCAUGAUAUCAUAAGCUAGACUGUGAGUACUUGAAGAGUAGAUUGGCGAUGGGAACACUGUAGAACCACAUUAAAGACACUGCCUCCCUUGACAAAGUUUUUGAUUUGAUUUGUUUCUGAGCACACAGUUUAAUGAGGCUCCUAAGACAAACAUGUUAAUCUCAUUUGUUAACUCUUUUGAGAGCAUGGCAACAUUUUUGUCCAUUUUUGACUUGUUUGAACUUGAGAACAAUGUGUUGAUCUGGCAAUAUAUUUUUGAAAGUUGUAUUUAUUAAAUAUUUUGUAUGAAAAGAGAAUUAAAGAUGUCUUUGUUCUAGAUA
Messenger RNA from Syngnathus typhle (broad-nosed pipefish), 5417 nucleotides. RefSeq names its product jagged canonical Notch ligand 1b (gene jag1b). Lineage: Eukaryota; Metazoa; Chordata; Actinopteri; Syngnathiformes; Syngnathidae. Gene Ontology annotation, cellular component: plasma membrane; protein-containing complex. The record is from RefSeq and is a predicted model, not a curated record. Bases 319 to 3990 code for a protein of 1223 amino acids. Gene Ontology annotation, biological process: multicellular organism development; establishment or maintenance of epithelial cell apical/basal polarity; cell communication. Gene Ontology annotation, molecular function: Notch binding; calcium ion binding. The transcript has 26 exons.